AUGGGUGCUAUGCCGGCUAAACAUGCCCUGCCAUCUUGGUGGAGGACCCAGCUGCACCAGCUUGACGACUAUGUGUCGUCCAAAUCUGUGCCGACGGAAUCGGAUAUAGUGAUUAUUGGAUCCGGAAUAUCGGGCGCAUCGGUUGCGUAUCAUAUUCUCCAGCAGCAUAAAGGACACAAUCCACCAAGAGUCACUAUCCUCGAGGCGCGUCAAGCAUGCUCCGGAGCAACGGGUCGAAACGGUGGUCACCUAAAGCCAGAUCCAUACAGCUUCAUCGGUGAACUUGCGGCGGAGUACGGCCCGGAAGCAGCCGAAGAGGUUGCAGAAUUCGAACGAUCUCACGUUGACACAAUCAGCAACCUUGUGAAGUCCGAGAUGAUCGACUGCGACCUUGUUGUGACAAAGGCAAUUGAUGUUCAAUUGAACCCCAGGGAGUGCAAAAAGGCUAAGGCUAGCUUUGAUCAUUUACCAGGUAUCGGCAUCAAAUCGGCCAAACGAGUCAACUUCACUGACCAAAAGGAGGCGGAAGUGCGGUCUCGCGUCAAAGGAGCUCUCGGCUGUUUCAGCUAUGAGGCAGGCCACGUAUGGCCCUACAAAUUGGUUCUACACAUUCUUGGUCGCUGUGUCGAACAAGGAGGAAAACUUUACACGCACACUCCAGCACAAUAUAUCUCGCCAGAGAAAGAUGCGUCAGACCGGUGGACGAUUAAUACACCACGGGGUACUAUAAAAACGAAACAUGUGGUUUUUGCCUGCAAUGCUUACACGUCGGCUAUUCUUCCUAUGUACUCGAACAAGAUUGUUCCAGUACGUGGUGUCUGUUGCAGAAUAGUUCCGACCUUCCCAGUGAAACGGCUCACAGAAACGUACACAUUGCGAUGGUCAUGGAGUGAAUUUGACUACCUCAUUCCUCGUGAAGAUGGAAGUGUGAUUGUCGGUGGAGCUUGGAGUAAGUACUACCGCGACACGGGCACUUGGUACAAUAAUGCCAAGGACAAUGAGAUGAUCGAGCCCGCCAAGGAAUACUUUGAUGGUUAUAUGCAACGGAACUUCCACGGUUGGGAGGAGAGUGGUGCAUAUGUUGAUCAGAUCUGGACUGGAAUCAUGGGCUACUCGGCGGAUUCCUUGCCUCAUAUUGGACAGGUCCCCGGAAAGCAAGGCCAAUUUAUCAUUGCUGGGUUCACAGGUCACGGAAUGCCGCAGGCAUGGCUUUCCGGUAAGGGUAUAGCAGCCAUGGUCUCGGAAGGAAUCCCAUUUGCUGAAUCUGGAAUCCCGAGGAUCUUCGAGACUACCCAGGGUCGCCUGCAGAAAAGCAGGAAUGACAUACUAGGGACGAAAGGAGAGGUUGCUAAAUCAAGUGCCCGCUUGUAA
Penicillium cosmopolitanum is the source of this 1371-nucleotide messenger RNA. RefSeq names its product NAD(P)/FAD-dependent oxidoreductase. The record is from RefSeq and is a predicted model, not a curated record. Bases 1 to 1371 code for a protein of 456 amino acids. NCBI's taxonomy places the organism in Eukaryota, Fungi, Ascomycota, Eurotiomycetes, Eurotiales, Aspergillaceae. Gene Ontology annotation, cellular component: cytoplasm. The transcript is spliced from 4 exons. Gene Ontology annotation, molecular function: oxidoreductase activity.